UUAUGAAUAAAGUAAUAUAAAUAUAUAUAAAGCAGUAAGGAAGUAAAGUAGAUGUUACAAAAUAGAUCUUCUCAUUUCCAAAACCAUUUUAUUAUUUUUUCUUCUCUUCUAAAGCCCGCUUAUCGAUUACCUGGUUGACGUCUAUGGAUGGAAGGGGACGCUACUGCUGCUAUCAGCAAUCAUUCUUAAUUGUAUACCUGUGCACUGAUUUUUCGGUCUCUUCCAACAAUGAAGAAAGUUUCCAGACUGGAAUCCUUAGCAGAGGAAAGAACUGAUCAGUCUCAUGACGAAAAGUGUUCGCUGGUUCAAUCUGAUAAAAAAAGGAACUAUAAAGAUGUGCAUUUCAACCAUGUAAAAUGUAAAAUUGUGCACGACAAACUUGACAAAACAACUGAUACAAAUAAGCAUCUAACUGACCAUGGUACUGGGAGGGACAAACACUCAACUCCUGACCCAGUUAUUAUCGAGAUAGUUCACGAAGAUGCCAUAAAGGGAAAUGUUGUUGAAAUUGUUAACAAUUCAGUCGACUAUGAUAAGUCAGCAAAAGUUCCCGAAUCAGCCUUUACGCGAUAUAUUACACUAUUUAAAUGCACAGAGGUGUCUGUGUUUUAUGUGUCACAGUUUCUAUUCUUUGCUGGUUUUUAUCUACCUUUUAUUUAUAUUCCGGAUAAAGCAAAAGGAGAUGGUAUUCGUGAAGACGACGCAGCCUGGGUUGCCUCUACUAUAGGAAUCUCGAGUAUUGCUGGGCGAAUUGUGUUGGGUUAUCUCGCUGAUAGACCUUUUAUUAAUAGAAUGAUAAUGUUCAAGACUGCCCUCCUGAUGACAGGAAUAAGUUCGUCUCUCUUGCCUCUCUUUAACACACUGUGGCUGUUGUUGAUAUAUGCUGUUGUUUAUGGUGUUUCUACUGGUAUAACGUUAUCACUGACGCCUGUAGUUUUGGUUGAUAUUGCUGGCAUUGAUCUACUAGCUGACGCUAUGGAUUUAAACAACCUGUUCAGUGCAAUUGGGUCGCUUUUAGGGCCACCACUGGCAGGUUUUCUUUAUGACAUUACACAGAACUACACAGCGUCAUUUCUGGCUUCAGGAAUUACAAUGACAGUUUCCGGUAUAAUACUCAUUGCAACAUCAAUUUGUCGCAAAAGAGACGUACAUCAGUACUAAAUAAACUAUGCUUUAUAUUCAGACAUCAGCUGCAUCGCAGUAAACAAUGAAUAUACAUCUACUGUCGAUUUAUUGGUGCAUUUUUUGCUGUGAACAAAUAUAUAUUAAAAGAUGCAAAUCGGCAGUUUAUUUUGCACUUUUUUCUUCGUGUUAACACAUGUAAUUCCUGUAACAGUGUUUGACACAAUCCUGAUAAGGAGAUUUUAUGCGUUCAGAAUAGAAUAUGGUCAGUAAUGAAGUGCAACGAUGUUAAUCCAAUGAAUUCAAUACACGUCAAGCAGUUCUUAACAUUACAACAAUGCACUGUCCAUUACGUCCGAAUA
Mercenaria mercenaria is the source of this 1484-nucleotide messenger RNA. Its product is annotated as monocarboxylate transporter 9-like. Lineage: Eukaryota; Metazoa; Mollusca; Bivalvia; Venerida; Veneridae. Gene Ontology annotation, molecular function: monocarboxylic acid transmembrane transporter activity. The transcript has 5 exons. The record is from RefSeq and is a predicted model, not a curated record. Gene Ontology annotation, biological process: monocarboxylic acid transport; transmembrane transport. Bases 229 to 1161 code for a protein of 310 amino acids.